CAAAAAAAGAAAAACGUAUCAACCUUCAACUUCCCCUUAAGCACCCUAGUCAAAAACAAAACAAAACAAAAGAUGGGAGUUGUCGCAAAGAGACUAUCCCGAGCCCUCUGGUCAGCUGCUUUUUCUUCUUCAGCAUGCGGUUCCACAAUUUCAAGAGCUCUUUCCACUUGCAUUCAAUCCAAAAACUGUCCGUAUAACCAAUCUCUCUUUUCCUCCGCUUGGUCCGCCACUCAACGCCGCGGUGUCAAAUCUCGCGGUUCUGAUUUGAAGCCAGGAAACGUGAUUGAAAAAAAAGGAAGGAUUUAUCAGGUGGUAAAGGCACAACACACAACCCAAGGAAGAGGAGGAGCUAUUAUACAGGUGGAGCUCCGUGAUGUUGACAGUGGAAGCAAGUCCAAUGAAAGAAUUCGCACGGAUGAAACUGUUGAAAAUGAGUGGUCUGUUUCUCUUGACAUUAUUGGUCUUGGAUGUGCAGAAGUAUUUGUUACAGAGAAGAGUUUCACGUACCUCUAUACCGAUGAAGAAACUGGGAACAUUGUGCUAAUGGAGCCUGAGACCUAUGAGCAACUAGAUGUACCAAAACACUUGUUUGGUGAAUGUUAUGUCUACCUUCAAGAUGAUAUGGAAGUCCAUGUACAACUUUAUGAUGAAAGAGCAAUGUCUGCAUCAAUUCCUAAACGAGUAACAUGUACUGUUGCUGAAUCCGAAAUUCCCAUGAGGGCAUCAGCUACUCCACAGUAUAAGAAGGUUUUGUUGGACAAUGGCCUUACUGUGCAGGUACCGAAACAUGUCGUAGAAGGAGACAGGAUUAUUGUUAACACCACCAAUCACUCUUAUGUAAGUAGAGCUUAAGAGGCAUUUUAUUGGACACCUUCAUUCUUCUGAAUGAGAAGACCAGCGAACUAUUGACUAUCGACAAGCGUGGCUUUGCGUUACAUCUUUUAUUUGACAAAUAGUUGGGAGUUUGUUAGAAUCCAAAUUAUAGUAUAGAUAUUUUUAGCAGAGUAAGUACAUGAGAAACAUAUCCUGGAAGGGCGAUGUUAGUUUUACCUUAAAAAGCCUUAGCUUACUGCGGGGAGAGUAUUUUGUCCGAAUAAAGACCACUGUUGAUAAUGUUGCUUGUUCCUGCUUUGAGUAUCUUUGGUCCCGUGGCUUAUUGCGGGAUAGAUUUCCGUUGUUGUCUUUAAAAAAAAAAAAUAAAAAAAAAUUUAUAAA
Capsicum annuum is the source of this 1215-nucleotide messenger RNA. RefSeq names its product elongation factor P. Gene Ontology annotation, cellular component: cytoplasm. The coding region runs from base 73 to 852 and encodes 259 amino acids. The record is from RefSeq and is a predicted model, not a curated record. Gene Ontology annotation, molecular function: translation elongation factor activity. The transcript has 11 exons. NCBI's taxonomy places the organism in Eukaryota, Viridiplantae, Streptophyta, Magnoliopsida, Solanales, Solanaceae. Gene Ontology annotation, biological process: peptide biosynthetic process; translational elongation.